UUCCACACUCAACUCAACAGCGAGAGGAAAAUCACAAGGGUUCAGUUCCAGCAGCACUAUGACAGAUGGAGAUUAUGACUAUCUGAUCAAACUCCUGGCUUUGGGGGAUUCUGGAGUGGGCAAGACCACUUUCCUUUACCGCUACACUGAUAACAAGUUCAACCCCAAAUUUAUCACCACCGUGGGCAUCGAUUUCAGGGAAAAGAGAGUGGUGUACACCACAAACAGCCCCAAUGGAACAACAGGAAAGACCUUUAAAGUUCAUCUGCAGCUUUGGGACACAGCAGGACAGGAGAGGUUCAGGAGUUUAACGACAGCGUUCUUCAGGGAUGCGAUGGGAUUCCUGCUCAUGUUUGACCUCACGAGUCAACAGAGUUUCCUCAAUGUCAGAAACUGGAUGAGUCAGCUGCAGGCUAAUGCAUAUUGUGAGAAUCCAGAUAUUGUUCUUGUUGGAAAUAAAGCCGAUCUUGCCGACCAGAGAGAAGUACAGGAGAAACAAGCGAAAGAACUCGCAGAUAAAUACGGAAUUCCAUACUUUGAGACGAGUGCGGCCACCGGAGCGGAUGUGGACAAGGCCGUCGUCACGCUCCUGGACCUGGUGAUGAAGAGGAUGGAGCAGUGUGUAGAUAAACCCACGGCAGACGCACAGAACACAGACGACACCAGUAAACUGGACGCUGCGCCCGCCAACGAGAAGAAAUGUGCAUGUUAAAAAACCAGACUGUGCCCCUCUGUCUCCCUCUAGUGGACAGGUGCGAAAGUGCAGCCCGCGUGGCAGAUCUCAACGUGACACCGCCGGUCUCGUUCAGGUCUCGCACGUCUGUCCCGAACGUGUGGACUUUUUUAAUUUUGUGUUGGAGAGUUUUUAACGAUCUGUCACACCGCCUUGCGCUUAACAAAACCGCCUCUCACGAUCCCUUUAGAAAUGUAUCCAAGAAAGUAGCUUUUGGCAAAAAGAUAUAGAUCUUAGGUCAUAAAGACACUCUACACAAGUACACAAACACAGACAUGAAUGAUUGGCUGAAGCCAGGGCUGGAAUAGGAAUCGGUUCGGGGGGUGUUCGCUGCCCUAUUCUGCAUAACGUGGCGGCGGCUCAUUUUAGCUUAUCGCGCCCCAUUCGGCCCAUUUCGCGGCCGACUCACCGGCCUGCUCUGUUCUCCCGAUGGCCAGUCCGCCCCUGAUCGGCCCUGAAGCACGUCGACCCACCGGGAAAAUGCCCGGUAUGCCAGAUUACCAGUCCAGCCCUGGCUAAAGCAUAUAUAAACUAUAGAGUUACCGUCAAAUGUCUGCGCCAUUAAACUAGAUGUGCUAUUAUUCAGUUCGCUAGAUAAAAACCAACAGUUUAUUUAAUUUGCUCCACAAGAUUCUCUCCAAACUGUUGCUCUACCAUGAUAUAUAGUUUAUAUAGAAAACUCUAGAAGCAUUAGACUACACUAAUGCCCGCUAUAGUGCCCCUUGUGGCAAUACUGAGAAUCGCGUCAGAACACACCGACGAGAAAAUGUGUUUAUGAACUUGUGUAGAGUUUGUUUCAAGUUAUCCAA
This is a messenger RNA of Xyrauchen texanus (razorback sucker), 1542 nucleotides long. RefSeq names its product ras-related protein Rab-27B-like. Gene Ontology annotation, cellular component: secretory granule; melanosome. Lineage: Eukaryota; Metazoa; Chordata; Actinopteri; Cypriniformes; Catostomidae. The record is from RefSeq and is a predicted model, not a curated record. The coding region runs from base 59 to 712 and encodes 217 amino acids. The transcript has 6 exons. Gene Ontology annotation, biological process: melanosome transport; positive regulation of exocytosis. Gene Ontology annotation, molecular function: GTPase activity; GTP binding.